Molecule: messenger RNA, 2802 nt
Organism: Zea mays
Lineage: Eukaryota; Viridiplantae; Streptophyta; Magnoliopsida; Poales; Poaceae
Exons: 3
Coding region: 1-2802 (933 amino acids)
Biological process (GO): DNA transposition
Molecular function (GO): transposase activity; zinc ion binding; DNA binding
Source: RefSeq, a predicted model, not a curated record
AUGAAUCAUAUUAUUCCAAAUGAUGAGGUUGAACCAAUAGAAGUAGUUGCUGCACCUGAUGAUGAUGAGAGACAAUAUCCUGAGUUUGUUGAUAAGUGGGAUAUGCUAGAAUUUGAGGACUAUGAUGGAGACAUUUUCACAGGGGCACAAUUUGAAGAGACUGAUGAAGAGGAGGAGGAGGAAAACAUAGCUAUGGGGGUGGAUGAGCAAGGAGAGGGUGAUGAUGUACCAAGAAAUGAUUAUGACAGAGAUAAUCCAUCCUUAAAAGAAGGCAACACAUUUGCAUCGAUGACCGAAUUUAGGUAUGCACUUGCUACCUAUUGCAUCAAAGGUGAAUAUGAUUAUGUAAUUGAAAAGAGUGAGCCAACAAGAAUAACUGUUCAUUGUGCAUUUGAGAGGUGUCAGUGGAGGAUACAUGCUUCCUGUAUGCGGAAUAGUACAAUUAUUCAGGUCAAAGUGAAUCCAUCUCCUCACACUUGUCCAAGUGAAAGAAAAGGGUCACAUAAGGUAGCUAAAAGUAGAUGGUGUGCAGAUGCAGUAUUAGAAUGGGUGACAGAUAACCCAUGCAUUGGUACAACUGAACUGGUAAAGAAGAUUAAAGAGAAGUACAACAUCUUGGUGCCUUACAUGAGAGUGUAUUAUGGCAAGGAAAUGGCUCUUGACAAGAUUUAUGGCCCAUGGAAGGAAAGCUUUAACUUAUUAUUCACUUUCAAAGCUGAAGUGGAGAAGGCGUGCCCAGGUAGUGUUGUUGAGAUUGACCAUCAUACGGUGGAUUAUAAAGUGAAUGGCAAGAUUUUGAACAAAGAAUGUUUUAGAAGGGUGUUCGUUUCAUUCAAAGCAUGUUGGAGUGGGUUCUUAGCUGGUUGCAGGCCUUAUUUAGCAGUGGAUGCAACAACUCUUUAUGGGAGGUUUAGAGGCCAGUUAGUAGCUGCUUGUGCCAUUGAUGCACAUAAUUGGCUCUUUCCAGUGGCUUAUGGUGUCCUCGAGGCAGAGUCAACAGAAAGUUGGACAUGGUUCCUACAGAAUUUGCGUCAGGUUAUAGGGUUUCCACAUGGAUUGACUAUACACACAGACGCUUGCAAGGGUUUAGAAACUGCAGUGGAUUAUGUGUUUCCUGGAGUAGAGCAUAGGGAAUGCAUGAGGCAUUUUGCUUCAAACUUGGGCAAAUCAUUCAAGGGAAAGUUGAUUGAUGACAACUUAUGGCCAGCAUCAUUGACAUAUAGCCUUAGAAAGCAUAACUAUCAUGUGAAUCAAUUGUACACAAACUCUAGGUUAAAAAUAUACAUUGAAAGUCAUCACAAAUAUCUAUGGGCUAGAAGCAAAUUUGGUGAAGGGUGCAAGGUGGACUAUGUGAACAAUAACUUGGCGGAGUCAUUCAAUGCAUGGAUCAGAAAAACAAAGGGGCUUCAUUUGGUGGAGUUGCUAGAUAAGAUUCGACAAAUGCUUAUGGUAAAGUUUGAGUUGCGUCAAAGAAUUGCACUUGAGAGGUUUCAUGGCCACAUGAUAAUCCCAGCUGUGAUGAAGACAUUGCAUGAAAAGACCAGAGGUUUGAAAAUGUCUUUCAUCAAGCGCAGACCGCUUGAGGCAGAGGUGAAAGUGUUGGACAAAGAAAAGAGGGAAUGGAGAUAUCCAGUGGACUUAUCGAACAGGACAUGCACUUGUAGGCAGUGGCAGAUUACCGGGCUGCCAUGCACCCAUGCCCUAUUUUUCAUUACUUCUCUUCGUGGUGUAGCCAGCGAAAUUGAUCAAUAUGUACAUAAGUACUACUCUAUUGCCAAGUUCAAAGCAACAUAUGCUGAGAAUGUGCCUUCCAUAGAGGCAAAACAUCAGUGGGAGGUCGUGAAUCCUGGUUUCGUUCUCAACCCUCCAAUCCAGACUAGAGCACCAGGAAGACCAAGAAAAACUAGAAUAAGGUCAAGUGCCGAGGGUAGUGGACUUGGACCAAGGAAGAGAAAAUGCAAAAGGUGUGGAGGAUUAGGACAUAUUGCGAGAAAUUGCAAGAAUGCAGUAGAUCCAGCCUUUGGAGAGGAUCAGCCACUAGAGCCACAAUUGGCACUUGAUACAACUUUUGGAGAUGAUCAGUCACUACAACCACUAGAGCCACAAGUGCCAAUGGAUCAGCCACAAGUGCCACUGGAUCAGCCACAAGUGCCACUGGAUCAGCCACAAGUGCCCUCCUCUGUUGGCUCCGUGGUACCCUCCUCUGUCGUGCCUUCCUCUGUUGGCUCCGUGGUACCCUCCUCUGUCGUUCCUUCCUCUGCUGCUUCUAUCGUGCCCUCCUCUGUUGCUAUGAUAGAGCCCUCCGACCUUGCUUUGGUGCUGCCCUCCAUUACUGCCUCGUCAAGGGAAAAGAAAAGGAAGAGAGGAAAAGAGGUUGCGCGUACAACUGACGACAAUCCAACGACUAAUACAAUGACCAAGAACGGCUUUUGGGGAAAUGGCCUCCCCAACCCCCAGCCCCGUCCGUUCGCCUCCCCUCACCGCCCCACCCUCCACCAGCCUCCCGCCGGCCAGCCUCCCGCCGGCAACCAGCCCGGCGGCCACCCCAUCGGCUCCUGGCCCUUCAGCGCCCGCCCCCUCCACUUCCCGACGCCUGGGCUCCCUCGAUGGCCCAACCCCCAGCCCCAUCCGUUCGCCUCCCCUCACCGCCCCACCCUCCACCAGCCUCCCGGCGGCCAGCCUCCCGCAGGCAAUCUUCCCGGCGGCCUCCCCAUCGGCUUCCGCCCCUUCAGCGACCGCCCCCUCCACUUCCCGACGCUUGGGCUCCCUCGAUGGCCGCUCCAAGGCCCAGCGCUGGCGUGA